Messenger RNA from Lactuca virosa, 1777 nucleotides. The record is from the annotation of a GenBank genome assembly. NCBI's taxonomy places the organism in Eukaryota, Viridiplantae, Streptophyta, Magnoliopsida, Asterales, Asteraceae.
CUCAUAUUAGCAUCGCUUACUUCCUCGUUUUCCUUGUUAUAAGCAACGCCUUCUUCUUGCAACCCCCGAAAUCUCUCUGGUGUAAAGAGUAAUCCUCCAUUUUCACACACAGAGAUCAAAGGAGAAAACUCUCGAAUCGAUCUCAAUGGCGUGUGCUAGUUUCACCAAGUUAAAUGCGUCUUCUUCACAGUGGAUCGGUCAGCAAUCCUUCAAUCAACGUCCGGCAUCUUCUUCACGGUUGCCCGUCCGUCGUGUUUCAGUCGUUCGUGCUGGAUCGUACUCCGAGGAACUUGUCAAGACCGCCAAAACAAUCGCAUCACCUGGGCGUGGUAUCCUUGCCAUUGAUGAAUCAAAUGCAACUUGUGGGAAGAGAUUGGAUUCCAUUGGAUUAGACAACACUGAAGCCAACAGACAAGCUUAUAGACAGCUUUUACUUACAACUCCUGGAUUAGGUCAAUACAUCUCUGGUGCAAUCCUAUUUGAGGAAACUCUAUAUCAGUCAACAACAGAUGGCAAGAAGAUGGUUGACUGCUUACGUGAGCAAAACAUUGUCCCUGGCAUCAAAGUUGAUAAGGGUUUAGUACCCUUACCAGGAUCCAACAAUGAAUCUUGGUGUCAAGGGUUAGAUGGAUUGGCAUCUAGAUCUGCUGAGUAUUACAGUCAAGGAGCUCGCUUUGCUAAAUGGAGGACUGUUGUCAGCAUUCCUUGUGGUCCUUCUGCUUUGGCUGUGAAAGAAGCUGCAUGGGGACUUGCACGUUAUGCUGCUAUUUCUCAGGAUAAUGGUUUGGUGCCUAUAGUGGAGCCGGAAAUUCUUCUUGAUGGGGACCACUCAAUUGAAAGGACACUUGAAGUUGCUGAACAAGUUUGGGCUGAAGUGUUCCAUUAUUUAGCAGAAAACAAUGUUAUGUUUGAAGGAAUCUUGCUUAAACCUAGUAUGGUUACCCCAGGGGCUGACCAUAAACAAAAAGCCUCCCCAGAGACAAUUGCCAAAUAUACCCUCACCAUGCUCAACAGGCGGGUCCCACCUGCUGUUCCAGGGAUCAUGUUUUUAUCUGGAGGGCAAUCUGAAAUGGAAGCUACUUUGAAUCUUCAUGCAAUGAACCAAAGCCCAAACCCAUGGCACGUGUCCUUCUCAUAUGCACGUGCCCUACAAAACUCUGUGCUCAAGGCAUGGAAAGGGCAGCCUGAGAACAUAGAAGCGGGCCAAAAAGCCCUUUUGGCCCGUACAAAAGCAAAUUCCUUGGCCCAACUUGGAAAAUACUCUGCAGAGGGUGAAGUUGUAGACAGAAACCGUUGGCUUUAUCAAGGCCAGACAUUGCAAUGGGCAAUCUAUAGGUACAAUGCAUGUUGGCUUCCAUUGCUUGCUAAACAUUCAGAGUCUAAAAUCACUGAAGGACCUUUAGUUGUUCCUCUUGAUUGUGAAUGGAUUUGGCAUUGUCACGGACUUAAUCUGGUUAGAUACAAAUCAGAUUGUGAAGAAUUCUAUGGAAGUAUUCUUGACAACUCUAAUGUUGUCUCUUCUAUUAAUCAAAGAACAUCAAGAAAGGAAACAAAAGAAACAUGGAACAAAUUAUACCCUAAUGAACCCUAUGAGUAUGACAUGUCACGUGCUUCCUCAAGUGAAUUUUCAGAAACUUUAUAUAAUGGAGGAACUCAAAGCUUUUCCAAAUAUGAUUUUGUUUUAGCUGUUGAAAGACAAAGCCCAUUCUUUUACCAGGUGUCAAGGCCUCAUUUCAAGAAAGAUCUAUUCCUUCAAGACACACUUAUAAUCUCAUGA